AAAAAGAAAAAGAAAAAAAAUGGGACCAAAUCUGGAAGAGUGGAGAAGGAAAAGGAAUCCGCAGAUAUUUGUAACGUGUCAAUCAAACUUUUGAGUCUCCAGAAAUGAGAAGCAGAUAAAUACAAACAGGUACAACAAACUUCAAUCAGUGUUGUUGUUUGAGCCGGAGAGAGUCUCUUUACCUUCUUAGCCGUUCAUCUUCUUUUGCAGCUUUCUCAUCGACGAUUCCAAACCAAAGUGUUUGGGAAUAUGUGGUUCACGAAGACAAACCUAAAAAAUAUACUUAAGCUAGCGGAUUGAGAGCUUGAAGAGGAAGGAAGUAGUUCUGUAAUUAGUGACUUGCAGAGAUGUUGGGGAGAAAAAGGACUUGCGCAAAAUGGCUGUUGACCACAAAAUAUGGUUUUGCGAAAUCCUUUUCUGUUGAUUGGGUCCUCCAUCCCAGAUAUUCAAGUGAAGACUUGUACAUUACUUUUAUAGUUAGUGUUUAGGAUCUACUUUGUGAAUAGUGAUAGUGAUAGUUCUUGUAGAUAAUGGAAGCAAAGUGGGCCCAAGUACUGGAUGAUGGGGCAAGAAAUGUUGUCUGUUUGGACAGGAAAAGGGCAGCUCGAUGCACAAAAAAAAUAGUUAGCGUUCGCCAACAAGUGUUGUCACAACGGUCUGGCUUGAACUUAUCUUUUGGCAAGGUCGGUAAGCGUAAGAGAUCAGAUUCAUGCAAAAGUCAGUGUGGAUCAUGCUCGAAGAGAUCUUUACUUAAAAACUAUAUGAAUUUCACUAAAAGUGGGCUUCCUCAACGAUUUUUGUAUCAUCAAAAUGGUGAGUGGACUGAUUAUCCUCAAGACAUUGUGGAGUUGGUCAGGAGGCAUUUUCACUUGAAAAAUGCGGCAGUGAAUGUGGAAUUCAAUGGCUGCCAUUUAUUGCUUGAUAUUUUGUAUAUGAUUGAAUUGGAGUUGAAAACGGGUUUACAGAAGUACAUUGCUUGGAUUGAUGAAGCGGGAUGUUGCUUCUUUCCAGAAUUCCCCUCUUGUGUUAGUGAAACAUGUGAGUUCUGCCAAUCUAAGUUAGAGGAUGAUGCAACUGUUUCAUUAUCAGAGCCAAAUGAGAUGCCUGACAUCAAGUUGCAGCUUGAGAUUGGAUUAACUGAAGUGAAUAGUUCUAAUUCAGAGGAAUGUGUUGAAGAGUCAAAUGUUCGUGCUAAGAGGAAUAAGGUUGAAACAAAAUCUGUUAGUAACUGUGAGGAUCUGGAAGUCAGUGACAAUGAUAAUCGAACUUCAGAUUUCAGUUCACACAAGUCUAGGGGGGAAAAUCAACAAAUUGCUGAAAAUAGAACAACUAAGUAUGUAGUUAUGCACGAAAUGCUGGACUUUGAUACCGUGAAGGACAAGUUUGUUACGGGCAUGGGUUCAUCUGUAAGUGCAAAUAUACUAGAGGUCAAGCGCUGCUCUAGUGAUUUGUGGCAAACUCGGCUAGAGCUAUUUCAAAAGCAGGUUGAAAUAACCAAGAAGAAUCGUGGCAAUCCAAAUGUCCAAUAUGGCUGGCUAGCUGCUAGUAAAGAUGCUUUAUCUAGCAUCAUGACAUAUGGGCUUGGGCACGGUGGACACAAAAUGAUGUCCUCAUAUGGCAUUGGAGUUCACCUUGCACCAUUAAACUAUUCGCAUAUAAGUGCAAGUUAUUGUGAUGAUGACGAAAAUGGGAUAAGAUACGUAGUGUUCUGUUGUGUGAUAUUGGGAAAUGUGGAGGUUGUCAGUCCUGGAUCUGUACAAUGUCGUCCCAGCACUGAAAACUUCGAUAGUGGAGUUGAUAGCCUUCAAAGCCCACAUCAUUAUAUAGUUUGGAAUAUGAAUAUGAAUACCCAUAUUUUUCCAGAGUUUGUUGUCAGUUUCAAGAUGUCUUCCAGUGCUGAUGGUGGAUGUCUUGUUGCUAAAGAAAAUAGAAUUGAUGUCUCGGGAAUUACUAUUUGUGAGUGGCCUCAAAGCCAGGUGCAGUUGUAUCGCUCUCCAGUUGUAUCAGAGAAUUGUCAACCAUUUCCAGAGCUUGGGAAGAAAUGCCAAGAAAAGAUUGUGACCCUUGGUUCAAAUUCUUCGAAGACUCCCAAAUCACCAUGGAUGCCUUUUGGCAAGUUGUUUGAAGUUAUCUCAAAAGAAACAUCUCCUAAAGAUAUGGAGUUGGUGAACAUUCAUUAUCAACAAUUCAAGAGCAAUAAGAUUAGUAGGGAAGAUUUUGUUAAAAAGUUGAGAUGGAUUGUUGGGGAUACGUUGUUGAGGUCCACCCUAAUGGGUCUUCAGUGCGAGCCGCCAGUUAUGAAAACGCCAAAGCUGGAGCCAGAAUAAUGGCUCACUUCUGACUGUUACUGGGGUUUGCUGUAUGCCUGGUAAUCACUUAUUUUCUGCUUUUGCCCUGGAAUUUGUCGACAUAAUGUUGUGAACUAUUUGAUAUAAGGUUUAAAAGAAUUGCCAUAAGUGCUUUGUUUUUAUUUAUAUAUCUUCCUUUAAGCUGUUUUAGGUUUAGGCGACCUGUGAAUUGGUAUUGUAGUUUCAAGGGUUCCUGAAUUAAAUUGUGAACAUUUGGCCUCAAUUUCAUAAUAAAUGAUUAAGUUUUUGGCUGGAUUACCAAA
This is a messenger RNA of Quercus lobata, 2611 nucleotides long. RefSeq names its product inactive poly [ADP-ribose] polymerase RCD1-like. The record is from RefSeq and is a predicted model, not a curated record. The coding region runs from base 531 to 2327 and encodes 598 amino acids. NCBI's taxonomy places the organism in Eukaryota, Viridiplantae, Streptophyta, Magnoliopsida, Fagales, Fagaceae. The transcript has 9 exons. Gene Ontology annotation, molecular function: NAD+ poly-ADP-ribosyltransferase activity.